UUCCACCUUCAACUAAGAUAACAAAACCUCCUAAGCGGCUAAACCUAACGUAACAGCUCAGACCCUUUUCGUCUUCCAAAUCCACUUUCGCCGCCUGACCACCAGCAUUUGUCGUUGCCGCCCGUCCCAGGGAUCAUCAGCCAUUGUUUCAUCUACCCCUAAUCACCGCUUGGUGUUCCUGUAUCUGUUGGCGUCGCAUUAAGGUUACUCAUCGGCAACGCAGUCUCUAUUGGCAUCAAUCUAAGGUCACUCAUCGAAGAACAAAAUUCAAAGGAUUAAUCAAAUGCCUCGGAAACCUCGUUACACCGCUAGUAGUGCAGCUCGUACUGUUGCUGCCCCUGAGAAUCAAACCCAAGCUACUCUGGAUCGAACCACAUAUGCGGGAGCUAACACUUCAAGUGCAGAACGACGUGCUAGAGCGCCUCCACUUCCGCAUUCGUGCAACAGUGGUCGACAAUCUCGUGCUAAUGCUGUGCCGUUUCGACCUCCACGCAAUGAAAGACGGUUGGCUCCGUUGAGUGACACGGGUCACUCUCGAGCUCCUGCAAUGCGCACAGAGAGUUGGGAUCGCGAUGAAGAUGCAGAUGUCUAUUCAGAAGAUGAAGACUAUGACCCAGAGGCGGAUGAGGUCGAGUCGUUUGAUGAUCAUGUGGACGACUUGUUUGCCGCGCAUGAAGCUGAACAUCGAGGCAAUGCUAACAGCAAAAAAAGGACACCGAUUUUUGGGAAGUUGAUGUCAUUGAAAACGGCGUGAUAAAAAGGAUGGAUCUUACGGUUAAGGAGGCAUUAGCACUUCCUCCUAGAAGGAAGAUCGUACUCCACCUUAACAAGGAGAUGCAAGAAGUUGGUCAAUCAGCUGGCCUAUUAAGCGGGUUCUUGGGGAGUUUGGGGGCUGAUUUUCAACAGUUACCAAUUUGUGAAGAAAGUUGGAGGACAAUGAACAAGGCUAUCAAGGAGCACGUGUUUGACCAGUUCAAGCGAGUGUUUCACUAUGAGGAUGAUGGAGGAGGAAGAAUAAAGCUGAGAAUCAUACAAAGGAUAGGAAGAAACUGGAAGAACACAAGAAAUAACUUGUUCCAUAAGUUUUAUGAUAGUAGAAGGACUUUUGAGCAAAAUGCCAACCAUAAACCAUCAGGAAUAGAUGCAAAUCACUGGAAGUGGUUUCUUGAGUAUCGGUUGAAGGAUUCAACAAAGGAAAAGUGCAGAAAAAAUGCUGCAAACCGUGCAAAGCAACGUUACACAUAUACUGGAGGUUCUAAAACAUUGGCCAGAAAACGACAUGAAGAAGAGCAACGACAGGGAAGACCUAUUGAUAGAGGAGAGAUAUGGACCAUGACACAUAAAAAACAGGAUGGCACGUAUAUAAAUGAAGAUGCGCGUCUUGUUGGUGAAGCAAUUGAGCAUAUUGAGAGCCAAGACGCCUCCAGCAAGGAGCUUUCACAGAAUGAUUCCCUCUCACAAGUUCUUGGCAAGGAGCAUCCAGGACGAGUUCGUGGAAUGGGUUUCGGACCGUGUCCCACUCAGUGUUUUCGUUAUAUUCCACAACAGUCAGCCUCCAGUGUGCAAGUUGAGGAUUAUCAAAAGGAAAUUGCAGAACUUAAGGCAGAGGCAGCAAUACUAAAGGCAGAGAGAGCAGAGGACAAGGCAAAGUCACAAACAAUGGAGAAUUUGUUAAGAUACCUAAUACAGCAACAAGGAGGUAAUUUGCCUCCUGACGUAGCUGCGAAUCUGGAAGCUUUAGGAGGUGCACCGACCGUAUCCCGGGCAACAUGAUCUUGUGGCACUAAUGAUCUAAAUGAAAUAUUAUGGAACCAAAUCAAUUGAUCUAAAAAAACUUUGAAUCUGAACACUUAUUUAUUGUUUGCUGUGUAAUGACCUUUGACUUUUUAAUUUUCUAGUUUACAAACUUUUUUAUUGUUUGUUGUUUAAUGACUUGAGUUUUUAAUUUUUAGUUUACAUACAUUGAUGUACUGAAGACAAAUUUCUCUUAUGAUGAU
This is a messenger RNA of Arachis stenosperma, 1997 nucleotides long. RefSeq lists its product as uncharacterized. Bases 763 to 1773 code for a protein of 336 amino acids. The record is from RefSeq and is a predicted model, not a curated record. The transcript has 8 exons. NCBI's taxonomy places the organism in Eukaryota, Viridiplantae, Streptophyta, Magnoliopsida, Fabales, Fabaceae.